AUGACGGCCAACAAAGAAGGAACGUACUCGGUACCCAGUUUGUUGAAGUCGGCGUAUCACGCAUGUAAUGAGAUCCAGCGGAACAAGUUUAAAGAGCUAAAAGUUCCUUCCGUUACGCAGAGUUCUUGCGAGAAACUGUUCAAAAUCGUGAAACUGAAUUCGGAAUAUGGUUGUCAUGACCCACUCGGCGAUAGGCGGCGGUACAUGUUCGAAAAGGCGCAACCCUUCGUCUUUUAUCAUUUUAUUAUAAACAUAUGUGAUGAUGCUCAGUUUUACGGACAUACUGACUGUCUGAGAUUCACUCUCGAGAUCGGUGUACCCGGGUCAGAUUCCAUGGACAGACACAUAGAAUACCUCAAGUGUGCCCUCAAAACCGAACAUCUUUUGGAUGAGUCGGCGUGCAGCAACUCCACGUUGAACGGGCACUUGGACUGCCUCAAGUAUGCGUUCUUAAACGGAUGCUCAAGUAAGCGUACAUGA
This is a messenger RNA of Macrosiphum euphorbiae (potato aphid), 480 nucleotides long. The record is from the annotation of a GenBank genome assembly. NCBI's taxonomy places the organism in Eukaryota, Metazoa, Arthropoda, Insecta, Hemiptera, Aphididae.